AUGGCGGCCAAGAAAAGCAUGAAGGAGUCUCGUGGUAGAAAGUGGAGUGAGGAUGAACUUAACGAGUUUGCAUCUGUUCACGCAGACGACCGAACUGAAUUUGCAUUAACUUUGGAGACUCUUGCACUCAAAAAGUCAGCUAAUGUUCAUAUCUUUGAAGCCAUUAAGAAAGAGUUAGAUGCUCGUUUACAAGCGAAGACAACAACCAGUUCUAAGGAAGGAAAAGCAAAGGAAAUCGAUACAUCAGUUGUUAAGCUAAGAGCAAAAUAUAAAUGGCUGAAAGAGCAGUGGAGGAAAAAUUUGUUCGCAUUUCGCGGGCUUGAAGUUCAUUUUUGGCGCCGCUUUAACUCGUGUCCAGUGUCUUCCGAGAGUAGAGUCUAG
Messenger RNA from Porites lobata, 381 nucleotides. NCBI's taxonomy places the organism in Eukaryota, Metazoa, Cnidaria, Anthozoa, Scleractinia, Poritidae. The record is from the annotation of a GenBank genome assembly.